UUUACUAAAAAUUUGGCGACGAUUGUACAAAGAAAUGAAUAUAACUGAAUAACAAUAAUCUUAAAUAAAAAAUAUCAUAAAGCCAUAAUAACUUGACAAGUUUAUGAUAAAAUAUGAAGCAAUUUUCUCUUCUUAACUGAUGUCAAACAAACAAUUAUUAUCUUUUAAGUGUAAUUUUAUGCAUGAAUGUAUCAAAAUGAACUAUUGUCCAGCCGAAAUCAUGCAUCAAGCUGUACAAAAAUCACAGCUUGAAAACAACUUUGGCAACAACUUUGUGAUGAAUCAUCCACCCAUUUUCUUUCCAUAACAGAACAUAAAAUCGUAGACAUCUAUAGUUUUAGAAAGCAAGACAUGUUUUGAGAAAAUAAAAACCCGAGGAAGUCAUCUUGUCAAAGACAUUCAAGAAUCGAUAAACAGAUGGAAGAUAUAUAUAAAAAAAUGGAAACAUUAUUUCAUUAAAUAGAAAUACGAACAUACAAUGUAAACUUGGUCAGUAAAUUAUAAAAGUCUUCAACAAUGGCUACAAAUGACUCGUAUGGUGGAUAUGAACAGGAGAGAUUUGCCGAUAAAGUUCAUCCAAGAUUUGAAUGUCCUAUAUGUUUUAAAAUAUUUAAGGAUCCUGUUCAAUGUCCAAAUCAGCAUCAUUUCUGUCGUUCUUGCAUCGAAAGAUGUUUACUUUCUUCUAAUAAAUGUCCUCAAUGUAAUUGUAAAAUCACGUCGGAGACAUUACAGGAUGUACCUAGAAUUGUCACCGAAAUGUUAGAAGAUCUUGAUAUUCGCUGUAAGAAUGUUAACCGUGGUUGUCCUGAAAUUAUGAAGCUUCAAUUUCUCGAACGUCAUGAGAAGAACUGUGGUUAUUCACCUACACCUUGCAGAAAUAAAGGUUGUAACGAAGUCCUUAAUAAAACGAAAUUGAAGAACAUGAAAGAGAACGAUGUGAGUUCCGUCUCAUCGAUUGUGAAGAAUGCAAAAUGAUGCUUGUGUUCAGAUACAGACGAUCUCAUUCAUGUUUCUUGAAGAAAGAGAUUGACGAUUUGAC
This is a messenger RNA of Xenia sp. Carnegie-2017, 1039 nucleotides long. Its product is annotated as E3 ubiquitin-protein ligase PDZRN3-B-like. The transcript has a single exon. Lineage: Eukaryota; Metazoa; Cnidaria; Anthozoa; Malacalcyonacea; Xeniidae. The record is from RefSeq and is a predicted model, not a curated record. The coding region runs from base 517 to 975 and encodes 152 amino acids.